Molecule: messenger RNA, 777 nt
Organism: Microthlaspi erraticum
Lineage: Eukaryota; Viridiplantae; Streptophyta; Magnoliopsida; Brassicales; Brassicaceae
Source: the annotation of a GenBank genome assembly
AUGUCGUCGUCUUCGUUGUAUCAUCCCUUUUGUCUCUUCCUAUCCUCUCUCAUCUUGCUCCUCCUUCAUUUCUCCGGCGACGUUCUCUCCGUCGCUGUAACUGUCUCGCCAAACGUACCUAAAGUUGCUCCAUCUAAAGCCGUCGCAUCUAGACCUGCCACACCUAAAACUGUCCCAUGUAGAGCUGCCGCAUGUAGACCUGGCGCAUCUAAAGCUGGCGCAUCUAAAGCUGGCGCAUCUAAAGGUGGCGCAUCUAAAGGUGGUGCAUCUAGAGGUGGUGCAUCUAGAGCUGGCGCAGCUAGAGGUGCUAUAUCUAGAGGUGCUACACGUGCGGUGAACAUAAGAAGAAGGAAUAAACAAUUGAUGGAGUUCUUAAACGCGCACAACAUAGCCCGUGUAGCUUCAGGCGCGACGAAUCUCAAAUGGGACCUAGACCUAGCCCGUUACGCAAGCAACUGGGCAAAACAACGUAUGUCAGACUGUAAAAUGACACAUUCAGAUGGGCCCUACGGAGAAAACAUAUUUUGGUACCAAAAUGGCAUGAACUGGCCGCCGAGAAAAGUUGUAACGAAAUGGGUGGAAGAAAAUGUGAACUACAAUCGGGUCACCAACACAUGUGCGCCUGGCAAGAUGUGCGGUCAUUAUACACAGAUCAUAUGGCGUACAACCACAACCGUUGGAUGUGCACGUACCAAGUGCAACAACAAUCUUGGCUUUUUAGUGGUUUGCGAGUAUGCACCUAGUGGAAAUUUCGAAGGCGAAACUCCUUUUGAUUAG